GAUCGCUACUACGUCUUUGCCACGAACCCUCGCUCCCACACGCGCACCAGCAACAGCAAGCUUUCUGAGUCACGCCUUUCCAACCCGAAGUUCCAUCCUGCUCGCUCGGCGACUCCAGUUUGGCUACAUUCUUUUUCUUUUCAGCCUCCGUUAAGUCUUUUCUUCGCUGACUUGCUCCCGUUCUUCCUCUGCCUCCCUCACUCUAUACACACAGAGACUUCUUGGUGUCCUAUCUCUUGCAACGUGAGACACGCACCAACACACAUCUACCUUCUGCUAUCACCACAUACACAAAAAAAAAACCCAGCAGCAAUGCCUCACCAGCAGACUAUCACGCAACAGGUGCAGGAGGCGGUGAGUCAGGGAUCUGCCGCCGCCGCCGCCCAGGUCGGAGAGAAGGCCCAGCAGGCCCGCGAGAAGGCGGCGGAGCUGCUGGAAUCUGCCACGAACGGCGCAGACAACCUGCAUCAGACCGCGACAAACGCGAAGAAGAACGUGCAGGAGGCGGCCAAGAAGGCGAUGGACACGGCGCACGACUACGUCGAGGACGCCCGCAAGAAGGCUGACCCGUACGUGGAGUCCACGAAGGCCAAGUACGAGUCGGCCAAGGCGGCCGCUGGCAACUACCGUGAGACGGCGCAGCACGCCAUGGAGAACGCCAAGGGUCAGGUGAACGCCGUGCGAGAGAAAGUGACGCAGAGGGCGCAGCCAUAUGUGGACAACGUGCAGGCCUUCGACAUCACCAAGACGGCGACUUUCCACGUUCUCACCCACCUUCUCAGCAUCUAUUUGUAUGUCGUGUGGCGUAUUCUGCGGUUAGUGCCUGCCGCGAACAAGGUAGGCACGUUCGUCGAGGAGAAGGAGAAGAACAUCGGCGUCAUCGCCGGCUGCGCGGCGGCAGGGCAAAAGGUGCCCGUGGUUGGCCCGCGCACGGUGGAGGUGAUCACCAUCGCUGCGAAGAGCGUGCGCAUCGACCUGAACGAGCAGAUCGCCCAGUACGAGGCCAACAGCAAGAAGCAGAAGUAA
Molecule: messenger RNA, 1026 nt
Organism: Leptomonas pyrrhocoris
Lineage: Eukaryota; Euglenozoa; Kinetoplastea; Trypanosomatida; Trypanosomatidae
Exons: 1
Coding region: 313-1026 (237 amino acids)
Source: RefSeq, a predicted model, not a curated record